AUGAAUAAAAUACUAAAUUCAUAUAAAUCAAAAUUAAUAUUUCCUAUGAGUAAAAGAAAUUUUUACAAUUUUAAUUGUAUUUUCAAAAUAAAAAAUGGCAUCCCCAUAAAAAAAAAUGAAAAAAUUAAUUUUAGCAAACAUUUACAAAAAAACAUAGUAAGUUACAUAGAUUUUAGAAAUAAAAUACCUAAUAAAAGGAGAAAAAUAUAUUUGUUUUCUUCUCUUAUUACUUGUAUAAUUGGAUAUAAAAUAUAUAAAUGGAAUGAAAGUAGAGAGGUAACAGAUUUUCUAAAUGAUAUGAAAGAAAUAUCUGAUGAAAUUUUUGAUAACGUAGAUAACAUAGUAUUAUUUGUGCUAGAUAAAAAUAAAUUAAGUGAACAAAAAACAAAAAUUCAAGAAAUAAAGGAUGAAAUACAAAAACUUAAUAUUAAAAAUAUUAAUUUUCUUUAUACAUAUAAUGAAGAAAGUAAAGACUACGCUUGCUAUCUUUAUAAAGGAAGAAGAAGAAGAAAUUUAACAAAAGAGGAAUUAACAAGUAAUUCAAUUAAAAAUAUAUUAACAGAUUUCUUUACACCUGUUAGUGAAAAUUAUCAAAAAAUAAAUCAAGGAAAUAACGAUAAUUUCCCAACUUUUGUAACUCAUGAUACAUUUGAAAAGGAGAUUAUUGAAGACUCGAAGAAUAAUGAAAUAAUUUUGGUUUUAUUUGAAAAUACGUGUUUCCUAUGUUUUUUAUACAAACCAUUUAUAAAUACUUUACAUAAAUUAUUUAAGGAUAAUAAUAUUCAAGUAAAAAUAAAGAAAUAUAACGUAGAGAAAAAUGAUUAUGCACCAAAUAUGAUAGUUUGUAGAGGGACACCAACUUUUUUAUAUUAUCAUAAUGGCAAAGGAAACAAAUUAGUUGAGUAUAAACCAAAUGACAUUAUCAAUAAAAUCGAUGAAAUUAUUAAACCUCCCAAAAAUAUUAAAGAACAAAUGAUAGCCAAGGCAGAAUUAAUACAUGAAAGAAUGCAUCAUUUUGGUCACUUAACGUUGUGGAUGACUGAAUCGAAAAUUAUAGAAAAUAUGCUUAUAAAAAGACACAUAAAAGAUAUUUCAAAUAGUAAUGACGACGAAAGUCUUUAUAAUGAAAUACUUACAUCUCUUAUUGAGGAGGAUAUGCAAAGAAAUGAUUUAAUAGAAGAUAGUUUAAAUUAUACUAAAGGGAAAAUAAAAGAAGCAGAGAAAAGUUGUUUUGUAGUAGCUAUGAUGAUGGCUCAAGAAUUAAUAGAUGAAGAAAAAAAAAGUAUGAUAUGA
This is a messenger RNA of Plasmodium gallinaceum, 1293 nucleotides long. RefSeq names its product thioredoxin-like protein. The record is from RefSeq and is a predicted model, not a curated record. NCBI's taxonomy places the organism in Eukaryota, Apicomplexa, Aconoidasida, Haemosporida, Plasmodiidae. The transcript has 8 exons. The coding region runs from base 1 to 1293 and encodes 430 amino acids.